Messenger RNA from Hippopotamus amphibius kiboko, 3292 nucleotides. It is a transcript of the gene BLOC1S6, whose product is annotated as biogenesis of lysosomal organelles complex 1 subunit 6. The transcript is spliced from 6 exons. Lineage: Eukaryota; Metazoa; Chordata; Mammalia; Artiodactyla; Hippopotamidae. Gene Ontology annotation, cellular component: extrinsic component of membrane; transport vesicle; BLOC-1 complex. The coding region runs from base 6 to 569 and encodes 187 amino acids. The record is from RefSeq and is a predicted model, not a curated record. Gene Ontology annotation, biological process: intracellular transport.
CCAAAAUGGCACUUGCCAGCACCAAUGUCCUUUUGGUAGGUGAUUCUCCAAAGUGGAUGCUGCCAGCAUCUGGUCCCCAGGGUGAGCUCCAGUUGCCUCCUGCCUCUCCAGGAGGCUCUCCAAGAUCAGUAGGUUUAAGUGACACUUCUCCAGAUGAAGGGUUAAUAGAGGACUUGACCAUAGAAGACAAAGCUGUGGAGCAACUGGCAGAAGGCUUGCUUUCUCACUACUUACCAGAUUUGCAGAGAUCAAAACAAGCUCUCCAGGAACUCACACAGAACCAAGUUGUAUUAUUAGAUACACUGGAACAAGAGAUUUCAAAAUUUAAAGAAUGUCAUUCUAUGCUGGAUAUUAAUGCUUUGUUCACUGAAGCUAAACACUAUCAUACCAAGUUGGUGAAUAUAAGAAAAGAGAUGCUGAUGCUUCAUGAAAAGACAUCAAAGUUAAAAAAAAGAGCACUUAAACUGCAGCAGAAGAGGCAAAAAGAAGAGUUGGAACGGGAGCAGCAACGAGAGAAGGAAUUUGAAAGAGAAAAGCAGUUAACUGCCAAACCAGCUAAAAGGACGUGAGAAGUUGUAAGGUCGUCCCCUACUGUCACUUCAUCGUAAACUGGUCUCGAUCAUGUAUGUUCCUGAAGUGCUUCAGGAGGCCUGCAGUGCUCGAAUUCCGAUAAGCGUGUGCGGGUGCUGCCCUCUCCUCUCCCAGGUUUGACUUUUCUUAGGACUUUGGAAAAGGGAGUCAAAAAGUAUAUUGAAUACUUAGUACAAGAGAGUAAAUACUAAGAAAUAAAAACAUGUAUAUAGACCUGAAGUUUCCUGGCCUCUGCUUUGAUCAUAAACCUUUAAAUUUUAAAGUAUAUAGGACCUUAGUAAUAUGUGGUUUAUAUUCCUGCUUGUUUAGGGCCUUAGACUUGCUUAAACCCUGUGUCCCUCUCAGUUUCCUAAACUGUGAAUUUGGGAUAGGUGUUUCUGGCUUCAUAAGAUUAUGAGUUUUAUGAUAUCCAUAUAAAAGCCCUUAACAAAAUAGGAAGAACUCUUGGUAUCUUGAAGUCACAUAUUCACAUGUGCGGGUGGUGCUUAUUUUGCCCCUUUGUGCAUGUCUGCUUUUGCUCACAAGGUUUCCACUAGGAUCCUUCAUUCUAUAAUGUCUUCCUGUUAGACACCUGUUCUUUCUUUGCAACUCAGAUAUCACUUCUUUAUGGUUUUUCAAACCACUUUCCAAAGAAUUUCUUUUUUCUUGUAUUCUACAGUGCUUAAUACAUUUGCCCUAGCAUUUACAGUAUUGUUAUGUGUUCACAUGUCCCUCAAGAUCAAGAAUAUUUCUUUUCCAUGGUGUAGUACUGCCUGCCCUAGUUACUAAUCAGGAUUCUCCAGAGAAACAGAAUGAAUUUGUGUGUGUGUGUGUGUGUGUGUGUGUGUGUGUGUGUGUGUGUAAAUGGAGUAGGGGAGAGAGAGAGGUAGAGAGAGAUUUAUUGUAAGGAAUUAGCUUAUGUGAUUGUGAUUGUGGGAGCUGACAAUUCAAAAAUCUGCAGGGCAGGCCAGCAGGCUGGGGACCCAGGGAAGAGUUGAUGUUGUAGCUUGAGUACAAAGGCAGUAUGGAGGCAGAAUUCCCCCUUUCUUAGGGGACCUUAGUCUUUUUCUUUUAAGGCUGAGCAAACUGGUUGAGGUCCACCCACGUUAUGGAGGGUAAUCUUAAAGUCUGCUGAUUUAAAUGUUAGUCUCAUAUAAAAAAUACCUUCACAGCAACAUCUAGACUGGUAUUUGCCCAAAUAUUGAGGUACCAUGGUCUAGCCAAGUUGCCACAUAAAAUUAGCCAUCACAGUUGAGACUGAAUUGAAUCUAGUAGGAGAGAUAAAGAGAUGUUAAAAAUAGCUUUAAUAAAAAUCUGCAUUACAUAAAUGCCAGGUAGGGAAUAUUACAAUAAAAAGAUUAAGUUCCUGAAAUCCAGCCAUGCUUGGGAGCCUAUAAUCCUUGGAUAAUCCAAGCCACUGCUUCCAUCCCUGAUUAUAUACUCAGACUUUAAAAAAAAAAAAAAGAAGAAGAAAAAAUGAUAGCCAGUCCCAAGAUCUUGGGAAUAAAAUGAGCUCAGAGAUAAUGUGUGUACUGGAUUUUAGAAAAAUAGGUGCUACAUCUGUUGUAGCUUUAACCUUCUCUAUUAACUAGGGGCUGUUCAGUUUUCUUAAAAAUGGCUUCAAGGAAGAAGUGGGCAGUUUUAGAACAGGCUCAACAGAUGAGCACACCUUAGACUUAAAACCUGAUGAAGCACAGAAGGGACAAUGCUGCUAUCUUGUGUCUACAAAUUCUUUAUGGUCUCAACUAAUUUGAUGAUGUUUGGCCUAAGUGUUUUCAACUGUAGUGUUAUUGGUAAGACGAUUUUCCAUAUGGUCUGAACAUUUGUUUAAACAGUGAGUGAUCUGUGAAAGUGCUCUGUGAAGCAUUUGAUAAGGUUUAAAGCUACAUUUUUUCUAACUUUUUGAAUCUUUUAGUUUGAUAUUGGGCUUGAGGGUUUUUUUUUUUUUUUUCCCCUUCUCCAAUCAUGUAAUCUGUCAUCAUCCACCAUGCUCAGAAUCCUGUUCUAAGAAAAACAUUCCAGGCUAAAAAUCUUGCUGUGGGCAAAGGCCCUGGGAGUUCUGUGCUUUUAUUCACUUGACUCUCCCCAUUGGGCCUUUGCUGAUAGGAUCUGGGGUGAGCACCUGGCCCAAGGACAGCCAACCCAUGGGGUCAGUGGUGGAAAAAUUUGCCUGGCAGGAAAAACUCUUGCCUAGAUGGGGACAUAUAGCAUCUCAUUGGCUUAGUCAGUUACUGUCUUGGGAAUAUGUAUUAGAAUACUCACUUGGAGAGAAUCAGCCCUUCAGUAAUUGAAGGAGAAAUGAGAGGACACACGGAAGCAGACAGAGCAGCUGAGUGUUAUGUGAGGAAGAGUAGGGAUCUAUGAACUUCUACUUCUGAAAGGGGACAAGGUCACAGACCCCUCAAAAUGUCUUGGAUCCUGAGCUGUUUUCCUGUAUAAGGCUCUAUGUGACCUGGGUGCUGGGCUUUUCUUAGGUUCCAGUGAAAUUUGAUUACUAGGCUAAGAUUCCUGUUUUCCACAGCACCCACCUUCUCGUCCCCUACUUCCCUUCUUUAUGAGAUAACCUUAACAAUUCUCUCUUUAUUGCAACUUUAAGCAUCUAACAUUGUCAUUGUCUUUUAGUUGCUCUAGCAUGUUAUAUUUUUCAAAGUGUUUUAAUAUGCAUUAUCUAAUUUAAUAAUAAGGAUGCUAUUUAGGAGAUUAUGUGUUUUCAUGCUUGCUA